CCCGCGCUGCCAGAGCGUUGGAUUGACUGUCCGCGCUCAGGCCAAGCAGUGCCGAACACGCGCUUUGUGCCGUUCAAAGUGCCCCUCUCCGAGGAGUUUGAUCCGCAAGUGCCGCUCGAUCGCAGGUUUCAUCCGCUCGACGCCCUGUCUAGCGCAGACAGCGACAAGCGGAUUGGACUUGUGAUUGACCUCACAAAGACAUCGCGGUUUUACAGCUCGCACGACUUUACGUCUCGCGGAGUGCAGUACUUUAAGCUGCCGUGCGAAGGCCACGGCUCUGCUCCGACAGAUGACAAUUACCGCGAGUUUGCACAGCGAUGCACUGCCUUUCUGGCCCAACGUCCAGACGAGUACAUUGGCGUCCAUUGCACGCAUGGCUUCAAUCGUACGGGCUUCCUGAUUGCUAGUUACAUGGUCGAAGAGUUGGGCUGCGAUCCCGAGUACACGCUCAUGCAAUUUGCGCAGGCACGUCCUCCUGGCAUUUACAAGGCCCAUUACAUUGCCGAUUUUUGCAAAAAGUACGGCGUGGAUGCAACCAACGUUCCCGUGCCAGAGCUGCCAAACUGGGACAACGCCGAAGCGCUGAUCGCGGAAGCACCUGGGGCCCGUGGUGUAGUUCGUCGCGCGGAUGACGGUGACGAGGAUUCUCGGCGAAAGCGAUCGCGGCCCGAGGAGGUCACGGUCGAAGGCGUCCCGAGCGCGCGUCUGGUUACUGGCGAGGUCGAGUCGGAAAUCAAACGCAAGGUGGCGCAAUGGACUGGCUGCCGUGGGUUUCCUGGAUCGCAGCCUGUCUCGCUGGACAGCCAGAACAUUCACUUUCUUGACAAGGAUGACUAUCGCUUGAGCUGGAAGGCGGACGGGACACGGUACAUGAUGCUCAUCAUGAACGACAGCACCUUUUUGCUCGACCGUGACGAUAACGUCAUCGAGGUUGACCACCUCAUUUUUCCCCAGCGCAAAGACCCUCAUCGCCGAGUACAAGACACGCUUUUGGACGGCGAGCUGGUUCAGGAUGUGUUUAACGGUGUUCGACGCGCAAGGUUUCUGAUUUUCGAUGUCGUCCUCUUCCAAGGCCAGCAGUUUGGCCAGACGCUGCCCUUCACGUCGCGUCUGCAGGUUGCCGAGAUUGAAAUCUGUGGACCUCGGCAGCAGCGGCGAACUGCACACCCGGACGAAUUCGCGGACGAGCCAUUGUCCAUCCGCGUCAAGCCCUUCUACCCGCUCUCGGACGUCCGCAAGGUUUUGGCCAUGGAGGUAGGCCACGAAAAGGACGGAUUGGUGCUGCAGCCGCCAGGCCCGUACGUUUACGGACGAUGCCACGCUCUGUUGAAAUGGAAGCCUCCGGAAUUGAACUCGGUCGAUUUCCUGCUGAUGGCGUCCAAGACCCAGGCUGUUGGAUGUCUGCCAGAAUACGUCGGAACGCUGUACAUGGGUGGUGCGAACGGCUCGAUUGAGCAAGCGGGUCGCAUUUCCUUUCCGAACGACCAAAUGUAUCAGGAGCUGAACGGGCGCAUUAUUGAAUGCCGUUUCAACACUGCUGCGCGGGGCUGGGAGUACCUAAAGACCCGGACAGACAAGAGCUACCCGAACGCCAGCUCGACGGUGCAAGGCGUCAUCCGUUCCAUUCGAGACAACAUUACAGAAGAUAUUUUUGUUGGGUACCUCGACAAGCUGAGCGAGAUGCGCCGCGGAAGAGAUCGCAAUUCCCGCGCUGCACCGCCGCACCACUCGCAGCACCACCGCAGUGACCCAAAUCGCCCUCAGGCUGCUCCGUCCAAACCAAGUCUCCAUCAGCCAGCCGAGCCCCAAGCCCAAGCCCAAGCCCAAGCGCAAGCGCCGCUGCAUGGCAACAUGGACAUGGAGCAAGGGCCGCCUGUGGUCUCGGCAGCUGGCGUGCAAUCUGCUCCACCAUCAGCACAUGCUGGUCAGCCUACAGCCGACUCUUGGCGCAACACGGCGCUCGAGUCGAACGAGACCCUUCCGCAGCCAGUGCUGGCCACCCCUGCCGUUCUUCCACAACCGACACAAUCGCGCUACAGUCAUCGUGAUGCUGAUGACGACGAUGACGACACGGUGCUUUGACGUCGUGUCGCUUCUGAUGUUGUUGUCAGACGACGCUAAUUUCUGUUUUGCCUGUUGCUUCUGAAUGGUGAACAUGGUUUGUCAAACUCAAUACAUACAAAGUACAUGUUGGCUGUAG
Molecule: messenger RNA, 2200 nt
Organism: Capsaspora owczarzaki ATCC 30864
Lineage: Eukaryota; Filasterea; Ministeriida; Capsasporidae
Product: mRNA-capping enzyme
Exons: 6
Coding region: 412-2082 (556 amino acids)
Biological process (GO): 7-methylguanosine mRNA capping
Molecular function (GO): ATP binding; mRNA guanylyltransferase activity
Source: RefSeq, a predicted model, not a curated record